This is a messenger RNA of Trichogramma pretiosum, 555 nucleotides long. RefSeq lists its product as uncharacterized. Gene Ontology annotation, cellular component: cytoplasm. Lineage: Eukaryota; Metazoa; Arthropoda; Insecta; Hymenoptera; Trichogrammatidae. The transcript has a single exon. Gene Ontology annotation, biological process: proteasome-mediated ubiquitin-dependent protein catabolic process; regulation of proteolysis. The coding region runs from base 1 to 555 and encodes 184 amino acids. The record is from RefSeq and is a predicted model, not a curated record. Gene Ontology annotation, molecular function: ubiquitin protein ligase binding.
AUGGCGACCCGAAAGUACCACAAAUCAAGAGUCAACGAUUGGUUUCUCAAAAAUCAAUUCAGUGAUGUAAAAAUUCAAACUGCAUGUGGAAAUUUUGUGUUAGCCCAUAAGAAUCGUCUCGCCAGUGCCAGUCCAGUUUUUGAAGAAAUGUUUGUUCACGCAUCAGAGGAAAGCAGUGUGGAACUGGACAACGUGAAAUACAGCGAAUUCGUCGAAAUACUGCGUUACAUCUACACGGGUAAAAUUAUCGAGUACAAUGAUUCAAAUUUCAUGAGUAAAGUUUUGAUAGCGGCUAAUGAAUUGAUGAUAUUUGGACUAAAAGCGGAUAUGGAAAGAAUCUUAGCAAACAACAUUAAUAUUGAUAAUGUUAUUAAAUUGUUCACAUUGGCAGACCGGCAUACUGCUCUUUAUUUGAAAAUGGAAACCCUAAAAUUUAUCGAACGCAAUAUUACGGACGUUGUUACUACACAUGAUAUGAAAGCGCUACCUGCGGAUUUGACAUGUCAAAUAUUGCCAGCUGUAUUGGCAGUGGGAACUGAUUCUCAAUAUAAGUAA